Molecule: messenger RNA, 2683 nt
Organism: Andrographis paniculata
Lineage: Eukaryota; Viridiplantae; Streptophyta; Magnoliopsida; Lamiales; Acanthaceae
Product: pentatricopeptide repeat-containing protein At1g11290, chloroplastic
Exons: 1
Coding region: 61-2481 (806 amino acids)
Biological process (GO): RNA modification
Molecular function (GO): protein binding; RNA binding; zinc ion binding
Source: RefSeq, a predicted model, not a curated record
GCUGUUCGUUGCAGAGCUCUGAAUUCUGCUUCUCCGGCGUAUUCGCGGCUGCCGGAAUCAAUGACCUCACUUUUGCUGCAGAGAACUCCGCCGCCGGCAGUGUCCGCGGCCGCUCCACCAUUUCUUUCGCCGAGAACGCACAUCCCUCCACAUGUGUACAAGCAUCCAGCCGCAAUUCUGCUCGAGCUCUGCACUUCCAUGAAAGAGCUCCACCAAAUCAUUCCAUUGAUCGUGAAAAAUGGCCUCUACGACGAGCACCUCUUCCAGACGAAGCUCGUGAGCUUGUUCUGCAAGUUCGGGAGCCUAAACGACGCGGUCAAAGUGUUCGAGCCAAUCGAGUCGAAGAUCGAUCCGCUUUACCACACUCUCUUGAAAGGGUACGCACAGCAAUCUAAUUACGAUUCUGCUUUGAAAUUCUUCAAUCGGAUGAGACACGACGGCGUUGCGCCGGUGGUGUAUAAUUUCUCGAAUUUAUUGAGAAUCUGCGCCGAUAACUCCGACGUUCGGAGGGGUAAGGAGAUUCACACGCAGUUGAUUUUGAACGGAUUAUCUGAUAAUUUGUACGCCAUGAGUAGCGUGAUGAAUUUGUAUGCUAAAUGCGGCGUGAUUCUUGAGGCCUAUAAGAUGUUCGACAGAAUGCCUGAGAGAGAUUUAGUGUGUUGGAAUACUGUAAUUGCUGGUUUUGCCCAAAAUGGGAUGCCAUGGAAGGCAGUAGAGCUGUUCACGAAGAUGCAAGGUGAAGGAUACAGCCCUGAUAUGGUUACCGUUGUUUCUGUGCUGCCGGCAUUAGCUAACAUCGGCAAUUUGAGGAUGGGGAGGUCGAUUCAUGCCUACGUUGUUCGACGCGGGUUGGAAUCUUAUGUGAAUGUAGCUACUGCAUUGUUGGAUAUGUAUGCGAAGUGUGGGCUAAUAGGAGCAGCUAGAAGUGUCUUUGAUCGAAUGGAUUCGAGGACUGUAGUAUCAUGGAAUUCGAUGAUUGAUGGAUAUGCACAGAUUGGGGAUUCGGAGGAAGCGUUGGUUUUGUUCGAAAGAAUGUUGGAUGAAGGAUUGAAGCCUACGAAUGUUACGGUGAUGGGAGUGCUUCACGCUUGUGCUGAUUUGGGCGAUUUUAGGCGUGGCGAAUCUAUUCGUGAGGUGAUCGAUCGGUUGGGGCUGGAUUCGAAUGUUUCUGUGGUGAAUUCUUUGAUUUCGAUGUAUAACAAGUGCAGAAGAGUCGAUGUUGCUGCCGAAUUGUUUCGUAAGCUCAAAGGCAAGACGCUUGUUUCGUGGAAUGCGAUGAUCUUAGGGUACGCGCAGAACGGGCGCACAGUCGAAGCCAUCGAUCUCUUCUGCGAAAUGCAGAAAUAUGGGAUGAAGCGCGAUUCGUUCACCUUAGUGAGCGUCGUCACCGCUGUGGCGGAGCUGUCGGUGUUACGGCAAGCGAAGUGGAUUCACGGCGUGGCGAUAAGAACAUAUUUGGACAAGAAUGUGUUUGUGAUGACUGCGCUCAUCGACAUGUACGCAAAAUGCGGAGCUGUUUGUACAGCGCGAAAGCUAUUCGACGCGAUGGGCGAGAGACACGUGACGACGUGGAAUGCCAUGAUCGACGGAUACGGAACGCACGGUUUCGGAAGCGAAGCCGUCGAGCUAUUCGACGAAAUGUGCCGAGGGAAUGUGAGCCCGAACGACGUGACGUUCGUAUGCAUCAUCUCCGCCUGCAGCCACUCGGGGCUGGUGAACGAGGGUCGCCGUUUUUUCGCCAUGAUGAAGGACGAAUAUGGCAUCGAGCCGUCGAUGGAUCACUACGGCGCCGUGGUUGAUCUUCUCGGUCGAUCGGGCAAGCUAAACGACGCGUGGGACUUCAUUCAAGAAAUGCCCGUCGAACCCGGGAUCAACGUCUACGGUGCAAUGCUCGGAGCCUGCAAGAUUCACAAGAACGUCGAUUUCGGCGAAAAGGCUGCGGACAGGCUGUUCGAGCUCGAACCCGACGACGGCGGCUACCACGUCCUUCUAGCGAACAUCUACGCGAUUGCGUCGAUGUGGGAAAAGGUCGCGAAAGUAAGAAAAUCGAUGGAGAAGAAAGGGAUUCAGAAAACGCCCGGGUGCAGUUCCGUCGACACGAAGAAUGCGAUGCAUACGUUCUACUCCGGCUGCACGAAUCAUCCGCAGACGAAGGAGAUCUAUGCGUACCUCGAAGAGCUGAUCGAUAAGAUCAAGGCGGCGGGUUAUGUUCCCGACACGAGCUCGAUCCACGACGUGGAAGACGACGUGCAGGAGCAGCUGCUGAACAGUCACAGCGAGAAGCUUGCGAUCUCGUUUGCGCUUCUAAAUACGAGGCCGGGGAGCGUAAUUCAUGUCCGGAAGAAUCUCCGAGUGUGCCAAGAUUGCCAUAACGCGACCAAGUAUAUAUCGUUGGUGACCGGACGGGAGAUUGUCGUCCGGGACAUGCACCGGUUCCACCAUUUUAAGGGCGGGCAAUGCUCGUGCGGGGAUUAUUGGUGAUUUUGAUCCAUCGUUGUUGUUUGGACUCGUGUUCGAGUGCCGGAUAGUCCUUUUGGUAGCCCGCGAUUGCGGGGAAGUGUUAUGUCGGGUCUCGAGCGAGAGCCGGGUAGUGUCAAGCCCGUGCGCGGGCUCUGCUAAGGUUUAGAGUUUAAAAAUAGAUAAUCCAAAUGUUUAUUGAAAAUAUGAGAAUAGUUUAAAGGUG